Bufo gargarizans (Asiatic toad) is the source of this 2846-nucleotide messenger RNA. It is a transcript of the gene PRPF39, whose product is annotated as pre-mRNA processing factor 39. Gene Ontology annotation, molecular function: protein binding. The transcript has 13 exons. Lineage: Eukaryota; Metazoa; Chordata; Amphibia; Anura; Bufonidae. Gene Ontology annotation, cellular component: U2-type prespliceosome; commitment complex; U1 snRNP. The record is from RefSeq and is a predicted model, not a curated record. Bases 600 to 2198 code for a protein of 532 amino acids. Gene Ontology annotation, biological process: RNA processing; mRNA 5'-splice site recognition.
CUGUUGCAGUAUGUUGAACAAGAGAAUCAUAUAUACGCUGCUCGGAGAGUGUUUGAUAUGUUCCUUGCUCGUUAUCCAUAUUGUUAUGGCUACUGGAAGAAGUACGCUGACAUUGAAAAACGGAACAACAAUGUGAUGGAGGCCGACGAGGUAAAUGUGACGCUAUGUAGACAUAAGAACGGAGACUGGAUGUUUGCUUAGGGCUUCUCUGGCCCCCUGUGUAAGGUCAAAGCAGGAUAAUUAUUACAGCAUUUGUCACUCAGCGUGACAUUUGUCCUAAUAUCUCCUUUCUUUGUUGACAGGUGCCUUAAAUCUCCACAGUUUGUCAAGCUGUGCAGUGCAAGCCAAUAUUACACUGCAGCUUAACAAGUAGGGCAGGGCUUUCUGUCAUUCGUUGUGUGGUGGCUUUAGUUUAAUUUUUUUGCUGGUUUACAUUUUGCUACUUGUUUAUUGAAUUUGUGGUCAGACGCUGUGAAUGAGAAUCUAAUGGGUCUGUGCCUUAUGGUCUGUACCCCAAAGCCAGCCCUCAGCUCCUGCUAAGAAUACAGCUGCACAUUGAAGAUCAAGAGACACUGCAAGUGGAGCUCAGAACAUAAGCCAUGUUCUAUCCAACCUCCACUUCAAUGGUUUAUCGUAGAGGAAUUCAGGCGGUUACCUUAAGUGUUGAUCUUUGGAUACAAUAUCUUCUGUUCUUAAAAGAAACUCUAGAUCCUUCUGACCCAGAGACCACCAACACUAUGAGAGGGACAUAUGAGCAUGCGCUCAUGUCAGCAGGUCUAGACUUUCGGUCAGAUAAGUUAUGGGAAAUGUAUAUUAACUAUGAGACCGAACAGGGAAAUCUAAGUGGAGUCACGUCAAUUUACAGUCGCCUUCUGGGAAUCCCAACUCAGCACUAUGCCCAUCAUUUUCAAAAGUUAAAAGAACACAUACAGGGUCACUUGCCAAAAGAGUUUCUCACUGCUGAAAAAUUCAUUGAGCUGCGAAAAGAGUUGGCUUCGAUAAGUCAUCACAGUGGGGCUAAAUUUGAGUGUCCCUCGGGCCUCGAGGACAUAGCUGAUCCAGCACAGCGUACAACAGAAGUGGAGAACAUGAGACAUCGAAUCAUUGAAGUUCACCAAGAAAUCUUCAGCCUCAACGAAAAUGAAGUCCACAAAAGAUGGACCUUGGAGGAGGGAAUUAAGAGACCCUAUUUUCAUGUAAAACCUUUGGAGAAGGUGCAAAUAAAUAACUGGAAGGAGUAUUUGGACUUUGAAAUUGAGAAUGGAGCCCAUGAGCGCGUGGUCAUCCUCUUUGAGAGAUGUGUCAUAGCCUGUGCAUGCUAUGAGGAGUUCUGGAUAAAGUAUGCCAAGUACAUGGAGAAUCACAGCCCUGAAGGAGCAAGACAUGUCUACAACCGAGCCUGUCAUAUCCAUCUCCUGAAGAAGCCUUUAGCUCAUUUACUAUGGGCUGCAUUUGAGGAACAACAGGGUAACGUUGAUGACGCAAGACACAUAUUAAAAACACUGGAAGAGUCUGUAGAAGGUCUAGCAACGGUUCGACUAAGAAGAGUGAAUUUAGAGCGGCGGCACGGGAAUAUGAAAGAGGCUGAGGAGCUCUUGACUGAAGCAAUGAAAAACUCUAAAGCCACACAUGAGUUAUCGUUUUAUGCAAUUAAGCUUGCCCGCUUUUAUUUCAAAAUUCAGAAAAAUGGCAUCAAGGCAAGGAAGGUGUUAAAUGAUGCCCUUCAGAAAGACAAAGAAAACAUAAAGCUGUACCUCAACUUAAUUGAUCUGGAAUUCAGCGGAGACGUGAAACAAAAUGAAAGCAACAUCUUGUUACUUUUCGAUAAAGUGAUAAAAAGCUCAAUGCCUUUGACUACAAAAAUUACCUUCUCUCAGAGAAAAGUAGAGUUCUUAGAGGAUUUUGGUUCAGACAUUAAUAGGUUGUUGACCACUUAUGAUGAGCACCAGAGGCUUUUAAGAGAGCAGGAAAUUCUGAAAAGGAAAGCUGAGAAUGGGUUAGAACAGCAGGAUGCUAAGAGAUUGCACACAGAGGAUGGUGCAGUAAUGGCUGCUGCUCCAAUGGCUGCAACUCCAAUGGUUGCUACAACCACUGCUGCAGUUCAACCAGCAUAUAAUAACUAUGCAAACUGGUACCAGCAUUACAACUACCAGAACACGUGGAACUACGGACAGUACUACCACCCUCCUUCCACAUGAUGGCCUUCUCGCUCUCCCCAGAAUCCAUUUCAAGGCAUAUUGAAAGUUGAUAUAACUUAUAAAAUGUUCUAAUUUUGUCUUUCACUAUGGGGAAAAGUUGUUUUGGCACCUGAGGGUUGUGCGGCAUAUGAGUAGACUGUAAACUAAUUUUUGGGCUGAAAUUCACAGAAAAAUGGGUUGGGGGGCCUAUUCUCAUACCCCCUCUUCACCCCUGUGUUUCCGAUUUUUCUUUUGUUGGAAGUGGUUUAGGUCCGGUAUGAUCUUUUCUUUUUGUAUUUUCUGCUCCUGACUUUUGUACCAUUUUUAAGACCUAAUCCAAUCACUUUGCUUUUAAAUACUGGCGUGUUUUUUUUUUUUGCGAAGAAAAGUAUUUAAAAAGGGACAUGUACCAGAUAAAGGGUGUGGCUGUGUUGGAUCAAUCUCUAGCAGGUAAUGGACGCACGACGUGGUGCAAACAGUAAUUUAAUUUUAUUUCGGUUAUCCGAUUUUUUUUGAGAUGUUCAUGUUUGUAUUCAUCUGUACGUACUUUCUCUAUCACAUUUUGCUGUUAAUAAAAUGUUGGCAAAGUCAUGACCUUAACUUUUUUCUCCCUCCCCCCCCCCCCCCCUUUCCUUAAAGUACUGUAUAUAUUAAAUCAGAUUAAGAAUU